Anoplophora glabripennis (Asian longhorned beetle) is the source of this 1355-nucleotide messenger RNA. It is a transcript of the gene Ccapr2, whose product is annotated as cardioacceleratory peptide receptor-like. Gene Ontology annotation, cellular component: membrane. Gene Ontology annotation, molecular function: vasopressin receptor activity. The record is from RefSeq and is a predicted model, not a curated record. Lineage: Eukaryota; Metazoa; Arthropoda; Insecta; Coleoptera; Cerambycidae. Gene Ontology annotation, biological process: G protein-coupled receptor signaling pathway. The coding region runs from base 210 to 1355 and encodes 381 amino acids. The transcript is spliced from 8 exons.
CAGUGAAUUUUGAAAGCUAUGGAAACAUAGGUCACACGGACUCGAAUCUGUACAACUCACUUCCCACUUCGUAGACCAAGCACCUACAAACAAUGCCCCCCCUGCCAGCAAUGAUGAAUACUAAAUACUCCACGAACAACUUUGAAUAUUUUUCAAAACCGCAGAUGCGUAGUUCAGGAGUGUCCAAAAACAGUCAUUAAGUGAUCAAAAUGAGCGGGUCACCUAUUCCCGACGUGCGACACAGCGCCCCCUUCAUCGAGAUCAUCAGGUCCAACUACAGCGAUGUCGCUACCUACCUGGAUGUCACGACGGUGGUGUACCCCGUGCUCCUCUCGCCUUUGGAGUUCAGGAACUUGUCUACUAUUAGCGAAGCUAAUAGUACUGGCUUGAAUGCUACCAGGGAAAUCAACUCGUUUUACUUUUAUAAGGCAGAGCAGUUCACCGUGCUGUGGGUCCUCUUCACGAUGAUUGUCCUGGGGAACUCUGCGGUUCUCAUUGCCCUCUUGGUUGGCAAAAGUCGGAAGUCCAGGAUGAACUUCUUCAUCAGACAACUCGCCAUAGCUGAUCUGGCCGUGGGAUUAAUCAACGUGUCCACCGACAUCGCCUGGAGGAUUACAGUGGCCUGGCACGCGGGGAACGUCCUCUGCAAGAUCAUCCGGUUCUUGCAAGCGGUGGUGACGUACUCCUCCACCUACGUGCUGGUGGCGCUGUCCAUCGACAGAUACGACGCAAUUACUCACCCCAUGAACUUCUCCGGAAGCUGGAAACGGGCCAGAGCGCUGGUGGUAAUUGCGUGGAUGCUCAGUGUGCUCUUUGCGACGCCUACUAUUUUUCUUUUCGAAGAAAAACCCAUCGAGGACAUCCCCCAGUGCUGGAUAGACCUAAAGCAGUGGCAGUGGAAGGUCUACAUGACCUUGGUGGCUCUGGCGCUGUUCGUCGUCCCCGCGCUCAUCAUCAGCGCUUGCUACGCAGUUAUAGUUUGCACGAUCUGGUCCAAGAGCAAAUUGCUGAUCCCCGUGGGACACAUCCCGAUCCGGCAGAGUGAGGACCACAGAGGCAGGCCACCCAGGAGUUACCACGAAGACCAUGACAGCCGUCGUGCCAGCUCGAGGGGAAUCAUUCCAAGAGCCAAAAUAAAGACUGUUAAGAUGACUUUUGUCAUUGUAUUUAUGUUCGUAGUCUGUUGGAGCCCUUACAUAGUAUUCGAUCUGUUGCAAGUCUAUGGUCACAUUCCAAAAACGCAGACGAACAUCGCCAUAGCAACCCUCAUACAGAGUUUAGCACCGCUAAAUUCAGCCGCUAAUCCCGUUAUAUACUGCCUUUUUUCCACGCACGUAUGCGGGAACCUGAGGUGA